Molecule: messenger RNA, 501 nt
Organism: Penicillium cataractarum
Lineage: Eukaryota; Fungi; Ascomycota; Eurotiomycetes; Eurotiales; Aspergillaceae
Exons: 2
Coding region: 1-501 (166 amino acids)
Biological process (GO): L-methylmalonyl-CoA metabolic process
Molecular function (GO): methylmalonyl-CoA epimerase activity
Source: RefSeq, a predicted model, not a curated record
AUGUCCACACCGGUACAAAACCACGUUAUCAAUCAUAUCGGAAUAUCCGUAUCCAACUGCGAAGCAGCGGCAGAAUGGUACAAGAAACUGUUCGGUUUCCAGUCAAUCGGUUCAAUUCGCCAUCCCAAGCGCAGCACGCAGCCAAACCACUGUGCUUUCGACAUUUUCCCUGCCUCCCUCAAGGAAUUCAAAAUGGCCUUUUUGACUGCGGGCAACAGGGUGGGAUUCGAGAUCUUCGAGUUCAUCGAACCCAAGACAUACGUGCCACAACCAGAGUUUGAAUAUCAUCGCGGCGGGGUGUUUCAUAUUUGUGUGACGGACGCAGACCCGAAUGCUCUAGCUGAUAGAAUGGUGGAGGCUGGUGGUAAGCGGAUUGGAGUAUCAGCUCGUCCUAAUUCAGAAAACACGAUGGUGUACGUCUCAGAUCCAUGGGGUAAUGCUAUCGGGAUCCUGGAUGGUAGCUAUGAACGUGUUAUCGGCAUGAUGCAAAUGUCGGCUUAA